Molecule: messenger RNA, 1242 nt
Organism: Rotaria socialis
Lineage: Eukaryota; Metazoa; Rotifera; Eurotatoria; Philodinida; Philodinidae
Source: the annotation of a GenBank genome assembly
AUGUGUGAGUUUUGUAAAGAAAGAUUCAAUUCAACAACAAGACUUGAAGAACACAAGCAAAAAGAAUGCACAAAAAUUACUGUACCUUGUCCGCUAAAAGAAUUUGGUUGCUCAGAACCGACAUGCCGAGCUCAAUUACCAGAACAUUACUUAACUGAAAGUCAUCAAAAAGCAAUAAUUAAGGCAAUACGACUUUUAGAAGCUAAAGCUCUCAACGAACCACACGAGCGAGUUCUAGGCAUGGAUAUUGAUAAUGGACAGAGUGCCUCUAGCACAAUAAUGGCAACUGCAAGUGAAAAUAUCAGUUCACAAAUGCAAGAAAUCGAUGAAACGAUAAACAUUCUUGCUGGUGGAAUUCAAACGUUAAACGAUGAUACACAACGUCUUAGUAGUGAAUCAAUCAAAUUACAAAGUUCAAUAGAAUCGUUGGCACAAUAUAUUGGAUCACUUAAAUUGAAUGCACAAGAGCAAAGCUCUUUUCUUGAUGGUGUCAAACCUAAUCAGGAGAUUCUUCAACAAGAUGUUGCAUCAUUAAAACAAAAAAUUGACGAUUUACAGUAUGUAUCUUAUGAUGGAACAUUGACAUGGAAAAUAUCAAAAUUUCAUAAAAACAGGAUGGAUGCACAAUCUGAACGGCAAACAUCGAUUUAUUCGCCUCCAUUUUAUUCAUCACCAACUGGCUACAAGAUGCGAGCUCAACUUUAUCUAGACGGUGAUGAAAAUGCUCGACGUACACAUAUGUCUUUAUUUUUCGUUUUAAUGCGAAGUGAAUAUGAUGCAAUCUUGGUGUUUCCUUUCAAUUACAAAGUCACAUUUUGUUUAUACGAUCAAACGCCUCAACAAAGACACAUCAUCAAUUCAUUUCGACCAGAUAUUAAAUCGAAUAGUUUUCAAAGACCACGAUCAGAAAUGAAUACAGCUAGUGGCAUACCUAAAUUCUUUCCAUUGGCAAUGAUUCAACAAGACGGCAAUCCAUACAUUCGAGACGACACAAUGUUUAUUAAAGUUAUGGUGGAUUUCGGUGACAUGCUAAAGACAUUAUUACCAUAUGCAUUGAGUCUGAAUCCUGGAUUGCCGAUGCAUAUCCAACAACCAUUGUUACCUGAACAAGCUGCUAUAUCAAAUAGCAAUGAUCUCGAAACAGAAACAAUCGAAUCAUCAGUCUAUUUAACAUCACCAUGCAAGGUAGCAAACAUUAAUGAUGGAUCGCAACAUCCCAAUCAUCCCUUUUGUAAGUUAUAA